AUGGGUUAUGGACACAGCAAGUGGGCGUUGGAGACGCGGGACACAUCAUCUGUCCUGGCUAUGUCGUCUUGGCUUCAAGACCGCCUUGACAAACACCGACGGCCUCCUCUGGUGUAUGGUCAAUGGCUGUGUCCGGCCGGGCCAGAUUCCCACAUAACCAACGUCGUCGGCAUGGCUCUUGUUGACCACGUCGCUCGCUCGACUGCCCCCGCCGCGCUCCAUCCUCUUCUUACUUUACGCUACCACUUCCGCGUUCUCAGACCCACCUUCAGCGACUCCCCCCUGGCCCUCUCGCUACACGGCUAUGACACGGAGCGCCACGACACACUGCUCCCUCUGCUGCACUUCGUGCUCGACGACCUCGCGACGAGCAUCAAGGCGCUCGAGCUCAGCGGCGCGAACAUGUGGAAACUCAUUGUGCCGCACGUUCAGCAGACGAAUGCAUGGGCGACGAAUGCUGGUGGGCAAAUUACAUCGCGGGGUGCAGGAAAUUUUGAGAAGCGAGCUUUUACUCGAAAGAGUCGCUGCGUCCUGCGGUUUGGCUCAUGUUUCCCGCCAUUUUCCUUCCGGAACACAGCACAAAUGAAAUAUAUUUUCGUUUCUGGCUUGGCGAGCGGUAUCAGGAAGGACGUCAUCGCGUCUUCGAGCGGGCUGCCCGUGAGGACGGCUGGUCCGAAAGCUACGACAAUCGAGAGGCGUGGCGACUAUCAUGGGAAGACCAUCCAAACUGUUCCUCAUGUAACGAAUGCCAUCGAAGACCGAGUGAACAGCCGGAUCUCCGCAUCCUGGGACGCAUUCAAGCUUGGUGGCACCGUCAGCGACAUCAAAUCUGCCGCAUUUAUCAAGGCCAUGCGGCAGUUCUGA
Molecule: messenger RNA, 864 nt
Organism: Phanerochaete carnosa HHB-10118-sp
Lineage: Eukaryota; Fungi; Basidiomycota; Agaricomycetes; Polyporales; Phanerochaetaceae
Exons: 9
Coding region: 1-864 (287 amino acids)
Biological process (GO): CTP biosynthetic process; pyrimidine nucleobase biosynthetic process
Cellular component (GO): cytoplasm; cytoophidium
Molecular function (GO): CTP synthase activity; identical protein binding
Source: RefSeq, a predicted model, not a curated record